CAGAAGUUUUAGUCCUAUCCCUUUUGUCAUUCUGUCUUCAUAUCUAAAAGAGUAUUAAUUUAUUAAAAAAAUUAGUUUAACAUACAUAAAUUAUUCUUUUUAUUUGGCUUGGGCCCCAGUGUGCGUGUCCUGCUUACUCGAAAGUUAUGUGUCAGUGUUGUGUUCGUAUUCAUGCUUCAUAUUAUUUAAAGUGAAGUAGAACUAGGACUACAUUGAAUGUCCAUUUAGCCACAGUAGGUUGAUCAAAUUUGAGAAGUACUACUCCGAUUGUAUGUGACUAGAAAUACUUGCCAAGUUAAAUGGGCAAUUGGCAAGUUCUAUAGUACUUUUGUUAGACCAUGUUGUAUGGCACUAUUGAAUUAGUAACGGAUGUGAUGUCUUCAAUACGAACUGAGAAGAAACAAUAGUCUUAAUUUUCAAAUCUCUUACUGUAUUAUGUUUUCCUAAUUGGAAGUCCAGAAAUCCAGUAAAUUAUGAACUUUACACGGAUCUAUGAAGUGUUAUAUAUGUCUGUGACAAUCGUUCGUAAUGUCUUUCAUGCAUCUUUGUCCGAGCUAUGUUAUAUUAAUAUUAUACAUCCAUAUAGACGGCCCAAAUUCUGACUAGAACAUUUGAAAAUAAAAUUUUUUAUAAUUUGCAAUUUCAGUUCUGACCUCAUUGAUUAUGCAGCAUGAGGCUGCCAUCAGGAUAACAUUCACUGGUCAGAAUCUCAAAUUAACAUUAUUUUUUUUCUCAUCACGUGCUUCAAUUUUUUCCUCCCAACCUUUGCAGGAUACAGUAAGAUGGAUUAUGAUCCAGUGUUCAAUCGUGGAAUAAGAAGUUCCAUUGAACAGUUUUCAAGCCUACGACAAAUGUGCAACAUUGGCUCAAACCAUAACAACCAAUGGCAAAGUGAUUGGGGCUGCUACUCUUCUCACAUCAAUGAUUUUUCAAGUAAUAUGAUUGAGGAAAACCUCCAGCAGAAAAUAUAUUCAGGAUCAAGAAAACAGAUAUCAGAUUCUGUAACUGACAUGGAACGACAGCUAUUUGGGGUUUCUGCUUUCGAGGACUGCCCCGACCAGGACAUGCAAUCCUGUAACUUGGAAAACCUAAUCCAGCAUGAAAUUGGGGAUAAUAAUGUGCAUCAUGAAGCAUCUUCCUUUCUUGUUUCCUCCCAGAUACCUAUUCUCAGAACAACACCAGGCUUGCAUGUUUCACCUAGUUCUUACAACUCAAAUCCACCUUACCCUGGGUUUGAUUACUCAGCGCCAUCAGGUAAUGUCUGUGGUACGACCAGAACAUAUGGCAUCAAUGAUUCUCAUGGCUUUCAAAGAUCUUGUAGUAAUGACCAGGAACUAGUUGCUUCUGAUGGCAAGAAUAUGUUCUUCCCCAUGGACCUAAUGCAAGUUGUCGGCGAUGUUGAUCCUUCUUCAGAUCAUAUCUCCUCUAUCGGAGGAUAUUCUAAUGAGACACAUUCCAUUGAGGAAUCUUUUGAUGGUGGACCUGCUUUUUGCUGUAGUAGUUUAGAGGCAUCCGAGUCAACAUCACAGAACUAUUAUCUGCAGAAAUAUGGUAAUCAGGGGGAAUCAAAUCUGAUAAAAGAGGGAGGGCUUUCAGAGAAUUAUCUGAUGAAAGAUGGAGGGCUUACAGAUAACUAUCUGAGUGCAUAUCACAUGGAUGCUCCAUUUUCAUUUGGGAAGAAUGUGGAGCUAGAUAAAUGCAGCACUUGGCUCCCACAACAGUUAUCAGAAAGGAUUCUGGGAGAUUCUGGCACAGUUUCUAGCAUGACUGCCUGGAUAUCAAAAUCCAGCCAUGACGAACCAUUGCAAUCUGAGCUUCAGGUACUGGGAUCAAAUAAUUGUCACCAGCAGCCUGCAUAUUUCAACGAGUCAUCAAAUGCCCAGACACAUGGCUGCACUACAAAAAUAGAGUGCUCCACACAGUCGUGUAUGGUUCAACAAGAAGAAGUUCAACUACAAGAAACUUGUUUUCAUAAUGAUAUUUUAGAAGGUCCAGCACUAUCUUUUGGUCCAGUUGGAGCUGCCAAACCUAAACAAUCAAUUCUGUCUUUGGUAGAUAUUCUUCUCUUAUAUACUACCUACAAAAGCAUUCCGGUGAAUAUGGGGACAACCCGAGAGAACUUUUUGGAUUAUUUGCAUUUGACUGUGUGUAAUGUCCAAAAAUGUGAGUGUGAAAUUUACCAUAUACUGGUAUCCCAUUUUGAUGACUGUCAUGAUACGGGCUGUAGCAUAUGUGGACCUGUUCGAGAGUUGUAUCCUACUGGUGAAACUCACUCAGGAGCUGGAAAAUCAAAAAGGGAUCUGCCUGAAGAUCUCCAUGCUAGAGAUUCUAACUGGAUGAGUUCUUGCAGUGUUGAAGAUAUUCAACCUCCUUUGAAACGUUCAAAGAUUGAAAGCAGCAUUCUGUCCAACAACAGGCCUCUUAGUGCAGUGACUUUUCCAGUGAAUCAACCAUGCAAAACUAAAGGACAUCCACUCUUGGGGAAGAGGUUUGGAAGUCUCAUGUAUUUUGAGGAAGAGGAAUUGGUAAUGAAAAAUGAACUGUUAAGCUCCACGGAAGACCCUAUAAAAGGUGGGGUACCUGCGAAGGGUUCUGUAGAUAACAUUAGAUUUGAACGUGUCAAUGCUCUUGGUGCAGUUACUCUUCCUGUGGAUCAACCAUGUGGAAGUCUGGAGGACCCUCUAAUAGCUGUAAAUAUUGCUGUAGAUAAAAAUAGACUUGAGAGUGCCAAUGCCUGCUUCAGAAGAACUGUAGUAUAUUCGGAAUUGAGGAAGCCAUCUGAAGGUCCUAUGUAUGAUCAGCAAGAUUCAAGUCAGACGAACAAGGAACUGUUAAUGUCCAUAGAGUCACAUCCGGUGAUGGAUGGUACAUACACUAGCAAGGUCAAAACCGAUGUAACUUUGACUUCUGAAGGCUUAAGUUCUGACAGUAAGUCUGUUCUUUCUGAGGAGUGCACUAAUGUUAAGGAAGAUAUCAAAAUCAAGGACAAGGCUAAUUACGCCAAAAUAGAUAUGCACUGUUCUUCAGCUGAAUCUGCAGCUUAUUGUAUGUUGCGGAUGGAGUCACAGGAUUCAAAAAGAUGCGGUGUUUCUUUAACUGAUUUUUUCAACGCACAGCAAAUAAAGGAACACUUGAGUAGUCUCAACCAGAACAUUGGCCAGAGCAUCAUGAAGGGAUCAACAGAAAAUACAAGAGCCCAAUCCCUAGGUCAGAAUACCUGCCAGUUAUGUGCCAGGGAUAGGAUUAUGCUAACUUCACCACCCAUGUAUUGUUCGUAUUGCGGAGCUUGUAUCAAGUCCAAUAUGACUUAUUAUUGGACAGCGGAUGAAAUGGACGCACGAUACUGUUUUUGCACGUUGUGUUUCCGGAAGUCUCGUGGUGGUAAAAUCUCAUUUAGAGGGCUGUCUUUUUCCAAAACGAAGCUGCAGAAGGACAAAAAUACAGCAGGAAUUGAAGAAUCGUGGGUACAAUGUGACGAAUGCGAAUGCUGGCAACAUCAGACAUGUGCUCUGUAUAAUCCAAAAAGCGAUUUGGAAGGGAAAAGAAAAUAUAUUUGUCCUUUUUGCCGCUUAGCUGAGAUAGGAGUUCAAGAACAUGUGUCCAUACCUACUGCUCUGGGGGCAAAAGAUCUUCCCAGAACUAAGCUUAGUGAUCAUAUAGAGCUGAGACUCUUCAAGAGCCUUGACAGAGAGAGAAAAGAGAGGGCAAAAUUAUCUGGAAUAUCUCCUACUGAGGUACCUGGAGCAGCAGAUCUUGUGGUUAGAGUGGUUUUAGCUGUUAGCAAUCGAUUAAAAGUAAAGCAGCAAUUUCUAGAUAUUUUCCAUGGUCAACGCUAUCCAGCGGAGUUUCCAUAUAAGUCUGAGGUGGUCCUAUUGUUUCAAAAAAUUGAAGGUGUAGAUGUUUGUCUCUUUGUUAUGUAUGUCCAGAAGUUUGGAUCAGAUUGCAGACCACCCAAUCAGCGUUGCGUCUACAUUUCGUAUCUUGAUUCGGUUAAGUAUUUUAGACCUGAAAUUAGAACUGCUACUGGUGAGGCUCUACGUACCUUUGUAUAUCAUGAGAUAUUGAUUGCAUACCUUGAUUACUACAAGAAAUGUGGUUUUACAACUUGCUAUAUAUGGGCAUGCCCACCUAUAAAAGGGGAAGAUUACAUUUUAUAUUGCCAUCCAGAUACUCAGAAAACACCAAAGUCAGAUAAGCUGCGUCACUGGUAUAAGUCAAUGAUUAGAAAAGCAGUAGAAAAGAAAGUAGUGGUUGAUCACACCAAUUUUUAUGACCACUUUUUUGUGCCGAAUGUGGAAUGCAAUGUCAUGAUAACGGCGGCUCGCUUACCUUACUUUGAUGGAGCCUAUUGGUCAACUGCUGCUGAGGAUGUGAUGCAAAAUAUUGGAAAAGGAAGUGGAGGGGGAUCUGAGAAGAUGGUGCAAAAGCUAAUCACACGGAGAACUUUAAAAUCAAUGGGACAUGGUGAUCUUUCAGCCGAUGUAACAAAAGAUUUGAUGGUGAUGGAAAAGGUGGGGCAGACCAUCCUACCUACAAAGGAAGACUUUAUCGUUCUCCACUUGCAGUUCACUUGUACAAACUGCCACGAAGCGAUACUAUCUGGAAGUUGUUGGGCUUGUAAACAAUGCAAAAAAUUUCAUUUAUGUGUAAGAUGCCUUGAAGUAAAAAGUCCUACUGAGUUGAAAACACACACUUCCAUCAGUGGAGAAAAACAUCUACUGUCCCAGAUUUUGGUGAAUGACGUACUUGUGGACACGGAGGAUAAAGAUGUCAUUUUAGAUAAUGAUAUCUUUACCGACAGACGCUCUUUCUUGAGCUUUUGUGAGGAAAAUAAUUAUCAAUUUGAUACACUUCGCCGUGCAAAACAUUCAUCUAUGAUGAUCCUGUAUCAUCUCCACAAGAUGACCACAUUAACCAAGCAGAGAACCUGCAGCCUUUGUCACAAUGACGUCGUGUUGGAAUGGCGCUGUGAGAUUUGUCCAGGACUCGAUGUUUGCUCUAUGUGCUAUUCAAAAGAAGGUGAAGGCUGUCAUGUCCACCCGCUAAUUCCGCAUGUGCUGGAAGCUUACAGCGAAACAAAGAAUAAACGAGAACUCGAGAAUCGCAAAGCAUUUAAGAAAAAAGAAAUGUUGGAUCUUCUAGAGCACGCUAAUCAGUGUCAAGCAACAAGAGACAACCCUUGUUCACGUCGUAAUUGCGUUCAUAUCAAAUGGCUUUUUCGCCACUCGUGCGAGUGUGAAAUUCGAUUAGCCGGCAAUUGUAAAAAGUGUAAGAGAAUCUGGUAUCUGCUGCUUUUGCACUCAGAGGAAUGCAAAGACUCCAAUUGCCAUAUGCCUCGCUGCCUGGAUAUCAAAAAGAGGAAGCAAGUCGUCAACCGGGGGUAGCCUCUACAUAACUGGACUGCUCAAAUAUAAGUACAGUAUCAGAACAAACAUUUGUAUGCUAAACUAAUAUUACACAAAACAUUCGAGAUAGUAAACAGUGUAUGGUUACAGAAGUUGUACAGAAAUAGUUUAUAUAAAUUUAGUAUUCCUUUCUUCGACUAUUCUCUGUUGUCCAGUGCAGU
Messenger RNA from Olea europaea var. sylvestris, 5566 nucleotides. RefSeq names its product histone acetyltransferase HAC12-like. Gene Ontology annotation, molecular function: chromatin DNA binding; transcription coactivator activity; zinc ion binding. Gene Ontology annotation, biological process: positive regulation of transcription by RNA polymerase II. Gene Ontology annotation, cellular component: histone acetyltransferase complex; transcription regulator complex. The transcript is spliced from 16 exons. Lineage: Eukaryota; Viridiplantae; Streptophyta; Magnoliopsida; Lamiales; Oleaceae. The record is from RefSeq and is a predicted model, not a curated record. The coding region runs from base 783 to 5384 and encodes 1533 amino acids.